This is a messenger RNA of Cylas formicarius (sweet potato weevil), 1438 nucleotides long. RefSeq lists its product as uncharacterized. Lineage: Eukaryota; Metazoa; Arthropoda; Insecta; Coleoptera; Brentidae. Gene Ontology annotation, molecular function: phosphatase activity. Gene Ontology annotation, cellular component: cytoplasm. Bases 265 to 1197 code for a protein of 310 amino acids. The record is from RefSeq and is a predicted model, not a curated record. The transcript has 5 exons.
UUUUUCGAAUAAUUUUAACAUAACUAAAUACUGAAAUUACUAUCAAAUCGGACAAUGUACCAAGUAAUCCAUUCAUAACGCUUCACUUUCUGUCUGAUAUUUGAAUAAGGAUAGACAAAUUUGCCGAAACAUUGUUUGAAUACCUAUAACACGAUGAUAAAAAUUACUAUCUAGACUGUCAAGGACGUCGCCCUAAUAGAAUCGCAUUUUAAUACAAUAUCGACGACACCGUUAUAAACUGCGUGUUAUUCAGUAUCGAUUGCCAUGAUCGAUUUGAGAGAUCUAGGCCGAGUUUCACAGGGUGAAUUAAGAAAUUUCGUCAGAUCUUUUGAUCAUGUGAUGUGUGACGUAGAUGGUGUUUUAGUAUUGGGGAAUUCCUUAAUACCAGGGGCCAACAAAUGCAUUUCCGCCCUAAGGAAACUGGGGAAACGGGUAAGCUUUAUAACGAACAACGGUACUGCCACGACCGAGCAAAUGCUGAAAAAUUUAAGCGCUUUUGGCGCGAAGGAGGACGAAAUAAUUAGCCCGGUAACUUCAAUAAUCGCGUAUUUAAAGAAAAUUAACUUCAACAGGGAUUUAUACGUCAUCGGAGGGUCGAAUCUAAGAGACUCUCUUAAAAGGGCCGGCUUCAAUCUGGUGGAUUUUCAGCCAGACCAGCUGGGUCAUUCGGAAGAUUUGCUCGCCGAAUUAAAAACGGAAUGCGUCAAAGUGAAAAAUGCGACCCACAAUAUCGGGGCUGUUUUGGUAGACACUGACUUCAAGUUGACGUUGCUGAAGGUCCAACGAGCAGUCGUGUUACUAACUUCGCGGGAUGACAUUCUGCUCAUCAGCGGCGGUCCCGAGGAUUGUAUCCCAUCCGGGAAAGACUUUAAAGUGAUAGGACCGAAAUUCUACAUCGACGCCAUCGAAAGGCUGAGUCAGAAAAAGUGCACGGUCCUAGCUAAACCGAGCGUUCACUUGCAAGACACCCUCGAAGACCAGUUCAAAAUUCGAGAUCCAAAGCGAAUUUUGUUCAUCGGAGACUCGGUUGGCACGGACAUGGCGUUCGCGUCGCAGUGCGGGUUUCAAAAGUUGCUAGUGCUGACGGGAGUUACUAGAGAAGGCGAUCUCGAGAACUGGACCUAUCCGGUCGAAUACAAGCCCCAUUAUUACGUAAAAAGCCUAAACGCUCUUAACGAAGAACUAAUCGACUUUUGAAUUUGUCGUUUUAGUUAGUGAAUCCGUGACAGAUAGAUCACAAAAAAAUGAUAUCGACCAGUCUUUGAUUUUCCAAGACUCAAAUGAAUGGUUUUUAAAUUUAUAGUUUAUUUUUCUUUUUUUUAAUGCAUUAUAUCUUUUUACCAGCUUACAAGAUUACAGAUUUUCAACUUUGUCUUCUCUACUUUGCUUAUACCGUUGUAACAGUAAAUGGAAUUUUGUUUACAAAAAUUAAAAAUUU